CGCGGUGCGGCGGUGACCAGUCCUUCGCUGCGACCGGGGCCCUGGGAGCUGCUUUCGGAGCUGCUGCUCCUCUCGGUCCGGGAGCGGGGGCCAGGGUGGCGGGGCAAUGCGGGGCGGAGAGCCACUGGGGCGAGCCGGGCUGGCGCUGCUCCUCAUGGCCGCCGGGGCGGGGGCGAGGCCGCGGCCCGCCGCUCCUGGGGGCCAGCCCCGGUCCAGCGUGGUGCUGGUGGCCUGCGACUCCUUGGAUGGACGCUUGACAUUUUUUCCAGGAAAUCAGACUGUGGAUUUACCAUCCGUAAAUUUUAUGAAAAGAUAUGGUGCUGUCUUUCUCAAUGCCUAUACCAAUUCUCCAAUUUGUUGUCCUUCGCGUGCAGCUAUGUGGAGUGGUCUUUUUACCCAUUUAACAGAAUCUUGGAAUAACUUCAAAGGUCUAGAUCCAGAUUACGUAACAUGGAUGGAUCUCAUGGAGCAGAAUGGCUACCACACACAGAAGUUUGGGAAAUUGGACUAUACUUCUGGACAUCAUUCAGUUAGUAACCGUGUGGAAGCUUGGACUAGGGAUGUUCACUUCCUGCUCCGGCAAGAAGGGAGACCCAUGGUAAAUCUUACAGGUGAUAGGAAGCGGGUUAGAGUGAUGGAAGCAGAUUGGCGGAAUACUGAUAAAGCAGUAAACUGGAUAAAGGAAGAAGCUGUUAACCUCACUCAACCAUUUGUUCUUUACUUGGGACUAAAUUUACCACACCCAUACCCAUCACCCUAUGCAGGAGAAAAUUUUGGAUCCUCUACAUUUUUAACAUCUCCCUAUUGGCUUGAAAAGGUAAAUUAUGAAGCUAUUAAAAUACCCAAGUGGUCUUCUCUCUCUGAGAUGCAUCCAGUAGACUAUUACUCAUCGUACACCAAGAAUUGCACAGGAGAGUUUACAGAGGAAGAAGUGAGAAAUAUUAGAGCAUUUUAUUAUGCUAUGUGUGCAGAGACAGAUGCCAUGCUGGGUGAGAUUAUUUCAGCUCUGGGAGAUACGGGGCUUCUUAGAAAAGCAGUCGUUAUAUUCACUGCAGACCAUGGAGAACUUGCUAUGGAACAUCGUCAGUUCUAUAAAAUGAGCAUGUAUGAAGGAAGUUCCCAUGUUCCUCUUUUAGUUAUGGGACCAGGUGUAAAAGAACAGCAGGAAAUACCAAAUGUAGUAUCUCUUGUGGAUAUAUAUCCUACUAUGCUUGAUAUAGCAAGAAUUCCUGUCCCACAGAACCUCAGUGGAUAUUCUCUUAUACCGCUGCUCCAUAAAAAGACUGAGAGUGAAGUGUCACCAAGAGGACCUCGGCCCUCUUGGGUGCUGAGUGAGUUCCAUGGGUGCAAUGUGAAUUCUUCUGUGUAUAUGCUGCGAACUGGCAAAUGGAAAUAUAUCGCAUACUCGGAUGGCUGUUCAGUACUGCCACAACUAUUUGAUCUUACUGCUGAUCCAGAUGAGCUAACAAAUGUUGCCAUAAAAUUCCCACUAAUUGUACAUUCCUUGGACAAACUACUCCGUUCUAUAGUAAACUAUCCAAAGGUUUCUUCUUCUGUUCAGGAGUAUAACAAACGACAGUUUAUCAGUUGGAAACAAAGUUUGGGUCAGAAUUACUCAAGUGUUAUUGCGAACCUUAGGUGGCAUCAAGACUGGUUAAAGGAACAAAAAAAAUAUGAGAAUGCAAUUGACAAAUGGCUUGGGGAGUAGACAGAAACAACGUGGAUUUAAUAUGACUGAGGGUAUGAAAACACUAUGCAUUUGUAAUAUUAUACUGUAUUUCAAGUAUUAGAAUUAUUGUCUUAUAUAAGCUAUUGAAAGUAAAGAUUCCCAAACAGUUACCGCUUUGUGUUAGGGAACCAAGAGCAUUUUAUAUAAUGCCAGCAUAACAAAACUAGUGUUUUAGAUGUUAUUGUUCUGUAACACUUAAAUGUACACAAGAAGGAUAAUGUGUAAAUACUAAUUAUGUGUAUGGAAUAUUUAGCUGAUUACAAAAAUACAGAGUAUUAAGCAUUAAACCUCAAUAGGAAUUUCCAUUUAUAAGGACGGAGUAAAGAUUAUAAAAUCUAGUGAAGUAAGCUACCAGUUACAGUGGAAUUUGUCAGAUUGAUUAUAGGUCCACAUUAAAUACACAUUCAUCUGCCGGGGUUUGGAAGUUGUUAACUCACUUGUCUACCAUUGGUUUCUGUGUUGCCAUAGUUAUUAUAUUGUCUCCUUGCAUUGGCUAGCCAAAUGGGAAUCCCCUCCUUGGCCCAGCAGACCUUAUAAGCUGCGGGAAAUUUGAAUAAAGGCCCUUCUUUGCUGCUGGAUUCCCUGCGUGCUACAUGGUCUCUGUCUCCUGGCUUAAGUACCUCCGCCGCCUGUCCCUGCCACGAGGGAUGGGUGGUGGGGGGGUGAUUCCAGCCCUGAAAACCUUCACAGAGCGGCCGGCAGUGACCCCCCAGAAACCCCUCGAACUGCAACAUUCAUCCACUUAAGAGAAGCUAUAGCAGUUAAAAUAUAAUCAAAAAGUUAAUAACGAGUACUGGUCUAACAUAGAUGCGGUUUAUUCAAGUACUUAACUAUGUCAGCGUUCCUGUAUCAUAUACAUGACUGACUCUCCAUCUUUUCAACAUCUGACUGCUAACCUCUUGCUUUUAGAUCUGGUACUUACCACUCUUUGCUUGUUUAAAAUUUCAUAAUGUGCAUAGGCUCCUCAUUGCACAUGCGGAGGGGAAUCUGAUCUCUGGUCACGGUUGGAAAAUAGAACAAAAAAACCAAACCCAAAAAUCCUCUAACCAAAUCUGUGAGUAGAGUAGUUCUUUGAAAGGUGAUAGUGUGAUUUGCAUAGCAUAAGAUGAAAACUGCAUCUCUGUUAUGCAGUUAGAUUUUGCAAAUAAAUGCUUGUUAGGAUCCCAUUAUUAAAAGAUGCUUCUGCCCGAAUUAAGAUGCAGAUGAGACCAUGUGCCAAAGUCAAUAGUAUGGUUUUAUUUAGCAGUAAAUAUGAGGUAGAGAGAAAGAUAGAAAUAGAAAGAGAGAGAGAGAGAGAAAGAGAGAGACAGAUUAAGUAGAAAGAUAAAGAUAAAGGUAAAGAUAUCAUCACCACAUGGAUUCUAACAGGAUCUCACUGGUCCUUCUGGUCUUCUCGGUGAUGAGGGUCCCAAUGUCGUGCUUUUUGGGUACUGCUUUUAUGCAGUCCAAGUCCCAGAUAUUCACAGGGAGUCUCAGAUGUUCCCACAACUUGGGAUGGCAUGAGUGUAAGCAGUUGUUUUCUUUCUCACAGCUUGCACAGUGGAAUUUUGUCCAGUGUGCUAAUUUCAAACCUUUACCUUCAUUUAUGUCUAUAAUUAAUGCUUUCCUUUCUCACUGUUUUCCACAAUGGGAAUCUUUGUUCAAGGAGGUUACCCAGAUCUGUCUUACCAGACCUGGUUCUUAUCACAAGUUCCAGUAGUGGUGGCUUAUUUUAUGGAAAUUUCCUUCUUUGACAGUGUUUUGAAACAAUUCAUGGCAUUCUUUAAGUCCUGUCAAUGGUUUAAUGUGCAUCAAUGAGUGGAGAACUGAAACCUAAAAUAUAAACAGAGAAGACAGAAUCGAAGCUUACAGGAAGAGUUAACAUAAAAAUACUAUUUCACAUUUUUCCAGGGUUGUGACGAAAAACUAAAGUAGUUUUGGAAGAAGGUAGGAUUUAGUAACUCUUCUGCUUAAGGAGAAAUAUAAUUAUAGCAGCACUUAAGUUUGCUUAUUCUUGAUAACAGUGCUUGCUGCUAUAGUACCAAUUCAGAAUGACAUACUUAAUACAUAAAUCCUUUUCUAAAUCUGUAAUUAAAUACCUAGCAGUAGCAGUAAGCUAGUAAGACUAAACAUAAAAAGGACACAUAUUUUCUGAUGGCUAAGCACUCCACAUGCAUUCCAUAAACAACUUACCACACUGGAAUUAGGUAUAUACUGAUGAGGGUUUUAACUAUUUUCUGUCUUUGUGUCCACAGGAUAUUACUGCUAACCUUAUACAACUUGCUGCUAUGGCAGAAUUUUAUUUUUUUAUUAUAUAUCAUAGGCAAGGAGCAAACUAAUAGUUAAAAAAGCCUUCAAACUCUGUAGCACAUGCCAUGAUAAAUCUGGUUAAAAUGAGUUCAGGUAGGGAUGAAAUUACUUAAAAUAAAUGGGCUGCAUACUUAGAGAAAGUAUUUAUGUCCAUAUGAAUGUUUGUUCAAGAGGGAGAAGAAUAAAGAAAUUGAUUGCUUUCCAGAGAUCUGAACAAAGUGCAGUACAUUGUACAGAAUACAGUAAAAUAAAAUUACGGUGAACUGGAUGUAUUUUGGGUGUUCUUUUUUUAAUGCCUGAAUGUUUAAAAAAUUAUUAGGGGAAAUUGUAUUUUGUCACUUCUGUGGACAGUGCUUUCUUUGAAGACAUGAGCUUUUAAGAUGCACUAAUGUUAGGUUUACAAAAGUGCCAUUUUGAGGUACUUUCUGAAAUGGAAGAAAAAUUGGAAAAAAAACCUUCUUGCAACUACAUCUUGUGUCACAGACUGUCUAAAGAAGCCCAGUGCAUGGGGCAGGCUUCCAGAAAAUGCAGGAAACACCUUGUUCGCAAGGUGGUACUGUGAUAUGUGAGUCAAUAAGUAGCAGAUUGUGAGUCAACAGUAGGCACUCAGUAUGCCUACAUACUAUACUUCUUGUAUAUAGUCUUCUUAAAAUGCUUGUUUAAAAAGAAAAUGUUGACUUGUUAAAAGAAAAACUUUUGACUUUUGCAAGUUAUUUGUUAUUUAUGUGUGAACUUUUGUUCUGAAGAGCAAGAGAAAGGAAAAGCCCCUAACCACCUUCCUGUAUCUGUUGGCAAUAAAUAAUAUGUCUGUGUUGGUUUAGAACUGAGCUAAUUUAAGUGUAAAACAGAUGGAUUUAACAAUACAGUUGUAUUCAGUUACUGUGUUAGUUAUGCUUAUGCAUCUGCAUUAUUGUAACAUUAAUCAAAUGAGGUGUGCAGCAUGCAAGGCUGGCCAGGUAACAAAGGAAAAAAUCUGUUUUUCAAACAUGCCAAGUGAGUUAUGCAGUAUUAACACUGAAGAGAGACUGUGGAGUGAAAGACUGUGGCUGGAAUGCCAACAGGUUCAAACUUAUUGAUUAGAUGUAUUCAGGUCAACGCAGCUUUCUGAGACAUACCUGAGGCUACCAAGGGCAUUGGCCUGGUCAGCUUCUGCUGAGAGAGGUACCAUUGUUCUGUUGAACAAAAAUGUAUUUUUGUAAAUACAAGGUCCUCGUGGUCACUAAAGAGGUAAGAGACUGCCACUGUAAAUUUGCCAAGAAAUCACGUAAAAAUAACACUCUGCUGCCUUUGUCAGGAUAACUAGCCUAGCUGUUAAAAAAAAAAAAGGUGAAAUCCAGACUUUGAAUGCACUUGGACAAUGGCCUAUCCGAUCUACUUUCAUGUGGAAAUAGAGUCUAGACAAAAUUACUGUAAGUUAAGUUCAAAACUGGCUAAAAUCAAGCUCAGUUGUAGAUUCCAAAAAUCAAAAAGUGGGAAGGCUGAUAAAUAAUGUCUGCAAGAAUUUUAUGUAGUUCUGUUUUUUACUUCUUUAGUAAGUCUUUUACUUUUUUAGUACUUUGAAUGCAGGGGUAGGCACCUUUUUCUUAUUAAACAUGAGAAAAUGCACCUGGGGAGAGCUAUCAACCCUUUUGAAAAUAGGCUAAAAUUCAAAGUAGUCUUGAUUAGCUGGAUAAAAUUAUCUGAAAUCAGUAGGGUCAAAUUCAUCAUGGCUUAGUUAAAGGUCAAAAUAAAAUGGAAAUGGAAAAAAUACUAAAAUUGUGAACAACAAAAUGCCUAGGUUUCAGUUUUGCAGAACAAAAAAACCUCCCAUGCCUGGACAUUUUAGAGAAACAGAAGCAUAAUAUGUUCAGCAUAUUAUGUUCAACAGUGAUGGUCCUGGACGGGGGGUCGUGUGGCUGCUGCCCUCAUGGCAUGCAGGAGCAGGGACAGCCCCAAGGCCUGGGCCAGAUGGGAGAAGCUGCAGCAGUGCCAGGCGUGUGGAUAGUUAAUUUUGCCACCCGUUUCCAUGGACUUUGCUUGGCAUGAUGGAAGACUGUUCUUUCCCCAAGUGGUUUCUCAAGGAUGGGUGAAGGGCAUGUUCAUCACAUGAAACCUCAUGGCUUGGUUGCUUCUCUCUGCACUGCAACCAAGAGAAAAGCAUGUGUGUGUGGAAAUCUUUUGCUGAAAUCCUGAUCUGAAAUGUUCCUGUGGGCCUAGGUGGAUUGUAGCACCCUGACAUCAACUCUGAUUAUUAAACAGAUCUUAUCAAAAGAUUCAUUUUAGAUGGAUGAGGCAUUUUGUACUGGAAAAAAAUUACUUUUGACUUUAUACAAUUAAAUACUACUCAUGGCUAAA
Pipra filicauda (Wire-tailed manakin) is the source of this 6352-nucleotide messenger RNA. RefSeq names its product arylsulfatase family member K (gene ARSK). Bases 107 to 1708 code for a protein of 533 amino acids. Lineage: Eukaryota; Metazoa; Chordata; Aves; Passeriformes; Pipridae. The transcript is spliced from 8 exons. The record is from RefSeq and is a predicted model, not a curated record.